AUGACUAUCUCUCAUCAAGAAACGAAAGGCGGGAGUCCUCUUUUUACAAAUCAUUGGGGACCUGAACGAAGUGUCGUGUUACACAAAUCAUAUGGAGGAAGUUUGGGGUUCAGUAUUAUUAGUGGAAAGAUUGGAGACAGAAUAUUAGAAGCUAAUGAUGAAGAUUUAAGAAUUGUGCCGUAUGAAUUUGCUGUUAAUGCAAUUAAAAAUUCCGGUGAUACGCUGAGAUUGGUAGUACAAUCUUUCAUAUCAUCGGACAAUAAUAAUGUAAAUAAAAAUCCACCUGUACCUCGUCGUUCAACGGUAAAAAGAUCGAUAAAAAUUUUAGAUAAAUCUAAAUCUGUUACGAAAUCACAAAGCAUCGAAGGUCCCACGGAAGCCACAAGCAAUCAUGUUGAGGAAGGUCAGAGAGAGAAAAAAAAGUAUAGCUCCGGAAGCGAUUCUGAAAGUGAAGAAGAUGAACGGCAAUUGGAAGGAAAUGUCAUUACAGAAGCUGGAAAAGAAAUAUCUAGGAAAAGUGCUGCUUAUCUCAAAAAAACUGAAACGGAUCAAGAAGAAGAAGACGAUUAUGGAUAUACGAUGAUGAAAAUAAAUAAAAAGUACAAAAAUUUAGGAAGUAAUGUCUUAUUGGUAAGAUUAGAGAAAGAAGGCCGAGAUUAUGGAAUAGCUCUUGCUGGUCACACAGAUAGAAAGAAAAUGAGUACUUUUAUUUGUGGUUUGAAUCCAAAAGGUGCAGCAUAUAAAACUGGACUAUUUAAAGUAGGGGAUGAAAUUAUAGAGGUAAAUGGCCAAGUUCUAAAAGGACGAUGUCAUUUAAAUUCUGUAGUUGUAAUUAGAAAACUACUCGACACCACACUGACCAUGGUUUUAUAUCGGUCACCUAAACAAAAUGAUUAUGUAGCAAUAGAUGAAGUUCAUCAGUUUCCUCCUACACUAGAAGAGAGUGAUUUAUACAGUCAAUAUGAAAAUGUCCAUACAGUAACCGUAAAAAAGGGUACAUACGGAAUGGGAAUUAUGAUAAUUCACGGUAAACAUCCUGAAUUAGGACAAGGUAUAUUUGUAUCUGAUAUUCAAGAAGGAAGUACAGCAGAAGUGGCUGGUCUACAAGUUGGUGAUUUACUAUUAGGAGUUAAUUCUGAUACUUUGUUGGAAACCAAACAGGAUGAAGCUACAAAUAUUCUUAAACAAUGUGAAGGGUUGGUAACAUUAAUAGUAUGUAGUCCCAAAGGUAAAGAACCUCCACAAAGUGUCGCACAGGAAACUCAAGGAGGCGAUAAACCUGCUGGAGCUGCUGCUCCUGAAGGAGAAAAACCGAAACCGGUAGAACCACCGAAGCCUGUUAAAAAACAAAUGAAUAUAGAAUUUUCAAAAUCAAAUGAUAAACCUCUUGGAUUUACAAUUGUUGGUGGAAAUGAUACUCCAAUCGGUGCUAUAUUUGUUUUGGAUGUCAAUUCAGAUACUCCAAUCGGCACAGAAGAUACUUUCUUGCAAAAAGGCGAUCAAAUUCUUGAAGUUGGGGCUGAUAAAUUCAAUAAUGUUGAUAAUCAUAAAGCAACAUUAAUAAUUAUAGGCUCUACUGGAACUGUAAAAAUGGUUAUAUAUCGCGACGAAAAAUACAUUGAAGAAUUUGAAGUUGAAUUGCAGAAAAAAGCUGGAAAACCAUUAGGUUUAUAUCUUAAAGGCUAUAAAGACGGAAAAGGAGCUUACAUAUCCGAAUUGCUCGCCGGUGGAAUUGCAUUAGAAUCCGGCAAAUUGGCCUACGGAGAUCGUAUAGUUGGAGUUUGUGGAGAUGAUGUUAAAGAAAAACCUAUUGAAGAGAUUGUGAUUUUAAUAAAAGUAGCGAAUCCGGUGAAACUUAAAUUACAAAGAUAUAAACAUAUAAUAUCAUAUCAUAAGCAACUCGGGCUUCUGCUUCACGUUAAAGGAUACCAAGUACGAGAACAUCAGACCAAUGAUGAAGCAUAG
Cotesia congregata is the source of this 1965-nucleotide messenger RNA. Lineage: Eukaryota; Metazoa; Arthropoda; Insecta; Hymenoptera; Braconidae. The record is from the annotation of a GenBank genome assembly.